Molecule: messenger RNA, 1647 nt
Organism: Exophiala bonariae
Lineage: Eukaryota; Fungi; Ascomycota; Eurotiomycetes; Chaetothyriales; Herpotrichiellaceae
Gene: CCT5
Product: T-complex protein 1 subunit epsilon
Exons: 3
Coding region: 1-1647 (548 amino acids)
Biological process (GO): protein folding
Cellular component (GO): chaperonin-containing T-complex
Molecular function (GO): ATP binding; ATP-dependent protein folding chaperone; ATP hydrolysis activity
Source: RefSeq, a predicted model, not a curated record
AUGGCGAUGCAGUUAGAUCUAUCGCAGGCUCAGUUCCUGAAGGAUGAGUCCGGUCGACCUUUUAUCGUGGUCCGAGAUCAAGGCAGCAAGAAGCGCACACAUGGCACCGAAGCCGUAAAACAACACAUCAUCGCUGCGAGGACAGUUGCAAGUAUCGUCAGAUCAUCCCUAGGCCCACGAGGUCUCGACAAAAUCCUCAUCUCUCCUGAUGGAGACAUUCAAAUAUCCAACGACGGGCGAACCAUCAUGUCCGAAAUGGAACUCUCCAAUCCGAUUGCAAAACUGAUGGUUGAGCUGUCGAAAUCCCAAGAUGAUGAGAUUGGUGAUGGUACAACAGGUGUUGUCGUUCUGGCUGCCGCCCUGCUUGACCAAGCGGCCGAUCUGAUUGACAAGGGAAUCCAUCCCAUUCGUAUUGCAGAUGGCUACGAUCAGGCUUGCGAAAUCUCAGUUGCACACCUAGACAAGAUCAGUGAUGAGAUCACUUUCACCAAGGAGAAGCAAGAAAAUCUACUAAAGGUCGCCAAAACCAGCCUGGGAAGCAAAAUCGUCAGCAAAGCCCAUGAUCAAUUUGCGAAAAUUGCCGUUGAAGCCGUCAUGUCUGUCGCCGAUCUCGAGCGCAAAGAUGUUGACUUUGAAUUGAUCAAAGUCGAUGGAAAGGCGGGUGGCUCCAUCGAAGACUCGCUUCUUGUAAAGGGCGUCAUUGUCGACAAAGACUUUUCCCACCCACAGAUGCCUAGCGAAGUCAAGGAUGCUAAACUCGCCAUUCUGACAUGUGCCUUUGAACCUCCCAAGCCUAAAACGAAACAUAAGCUCGAUAUCUCUUCGGUUGAAGAAUUUAAGAAGCUUCAACAAUACGAAAAGACAAAGUUCAUCGAGAUGAUUGAUUUGAUCAAGGCGACCGGCGCCAACCUUGUCAUCUGUCAAUGGGGAUUUGAUGACGAAGCAAACCAUCUGCUGCUACAGAAUAAACUUCCUGCUGUACGAUGGGUAGGUGGUCCCGAGAUUGAAUUGAUUGCAAUCGCGACCAAUGGUAGAAUCGUACCUCGUUUUGAAGACCUAAGCAAGGAGAAGCUCGGUAAAGCUGGUAUUGUGAGAGAAAUGACAUUCGGCACGACACGCGAAAAGAUGCUAGUCAUUGAGGAAUGCGCCAACACAAGAGCGGUCACCGUGUUCGUCCGCGGUAGCAAUAAAAUGAUCAUUGAUGAAGCCAAGCGAUCACUCCACGAUGCCCUCUGUGUCGUGCGAAAUCUUGUGAGGGACAACCGAGUCGUGUACGGUGGUGGUGCUGCAGAGAUUGCAUGUUCUUUGGCUGUGGAGGAUGCCGCUUCCAAAACUCCCGGCCUUGAGCAAUAUGCCAUGCGAGCAUUCGCAGAUGCACUUGAUGCUAUACCUAUGGCUCUAGCAGAAAAUUCAGGGUUAAGUCCCAUUGAAACAUUAGCAGACGUCAAGUCGCGGCAAUUGAAGGAGCAGAAUUCUCGACUCGGCGUCGAUUGCAUGGGAACAGGCAACAAUGAUAUGCGUGACAACUUCGUCAUUGAUCCUCUGAUUGGAAAACGACAACAACUUCUCCUGGCCACCCAGUUAUGUCGAAUGGUUCUCAAGAUCAACAACGUGAUUGUUGCGGGAGGCGACGAGAACGAGUUUUAG